GAUCUUCCUGCAUGCUGCAUGUGCAAGGCUUUGUUCGCUUCCGUCCAGCGGCGUAGAGUUCAGUUGACGUUCAAAGUUUCUUCAUCUACGAUUGUCCAUGAUUGUCAAAGCUUUGCUUGUGAUACCAAGCUGCCGGAUCGUCUCUAUGCGUCUGUUCUGACCUGAAGUAUAUGGCUUACCUGCCUAGUACCUACUCUAGUAUUCUAUGCUUCCAUGCUUCCGUGCUCUGCAUUAGGUACUACCACGCUCAUUCUUUUAGCUGCUAAUGUAUUUAGGGGGCAAGCUGUCAAUGCCAAGACCACAUGGCCUCGAGGUCAGAGUGUCAGUGAAAGGAGCUUGAACCACAUAAUGGGACACACUUUGGGGAUAGAUGGGCUAGAUCCUAGAUUACAAGGAGAAAACUCCACCAAAACCUGGCAAAAGCCUGGCCAAGAAGUUACCAAGAUGGCCGUGUGUCAGGGGGGACGGGCUCACCUGUGGUGGUGCAGCAAUGCCAAGGGUCUAGGUUUCCCCACGUUGCAGUGCUCUCACCAUCACCCUAUCUCUCUCCUCGGAGAAGCCAAGGGUUUUACGAGCGUAGGCUUGUCUACUAUUCGCAGAGACCGAAAGAAAUCAUACCUUACGCUAGGAGAGGAGGAAGAGAGUGGUGGGUGAGGGAGAGGCUCAGCAUGGAGACUAU
This is a messenger RNA of Colletotrichum acutatum, 679 nucleotides long. RefSeq lists its product as uncharacterized. The transcript has a single exon. The record is from RefSeq and is a predicted model, not a curated record. Lineage: Eukaryota; Fungi; Ascomycota; Sordariomycetes; Glomerellales; Glomerellaceae. Bases 214 to 654 code for a protein of 146 amino acids.